CAUGGGCAGAAAUAGGUGCUGCCCCAGGGUUGUGAGGAGCAACUGAUUAUACAUUUUGGGGUUAGUAGAAGGAAAAGGGAGGGAGGUUCCAAAAGGAAUUUUACAUGCUAAAGAAGACUCACAGGAUACAGGAGGCCUUGCUCUUGUCAAACUAAGGUUGUUUUUCCCCCUAGGAAGACAUUAACAUUAAGACAGGAGCUUCCUGGAGGAAUAUACUCUGUCUGCCUCAAAUAUUUGUCAAUGGGUUGAAGGUUAUAAAAACAUUUAAUUUUAUCUACAUUUCCCUCUGCCCUUGUUUCCCACAUCAAUGCCAACUUUCAGUGGGCCAAAAAAAAGUCUAACACAUCUAUUAACUACUAAGGCAGUCUUACUAGGUCACAGUCAGUACCCCUUGAGUCUCAUAGGUAGGAAAUGAGGUCAGGGAAACCAGGGUCACUCUCUGGAGGUAGGACCAAGCCUGGGUACACAUAACUAGUCCCAGCACCUCGCAGUGAUGACAGGAGCUCUGGCUGUCAGUUGUGUGAGUAGAUAUGACCACACAUCAGGAAAGGAUAAAGAGGAACUGAAGUGGGGAUGCUUGUCCUCUCUUCCCAAAAGUCUUCCUGAUCAACUAUAAGAAAUCAAGAGUGAAGAGACAUUUAUUCAAAGUCCAGCAGACUGCCCAACUGCCCUUUACAGUGCAAACAGGAAGAAAGAGCCUACAGAAAAGCCAUGGCCACAGCAAAGUCCACCCCUGAUGAGCCCCUGAUGAGAGGCAAAAGAAGGCAUGAUCUCCAAGAGUUGCUGACUGAAGUAGGCUGGUUACCCAAGCUGCAGGAACAACUAGAUGUGACCUGUGCUCAGGCCUUACAACACCUUGAAGAAAAAGACCUCCAGAACCUCAAAUCCCAAGCACAACAUUCCUGGGAGGAAAGAGCCCUAGAGAAACUUCUUAAACUGUCACACUCAAAUAGUCUUUCAGAGUCACAGGAGUCUCAGUUGGAAAAGAGAAAGAAAAUGCAGAAGCAGGCAAAGCAGGCACUGCAGGAGCAAAGAGACUUGCUGUCAGAAGGGAGGCAGCAACAGGAUGAAGCAGUGAGGAAAAGAGAGGCAGAGCUGAGGAAGGCAAUGGAGAGCCCUGAAGAAUACUGGCCAUCUCCCCAAAAGUCCCUAAAAGAGGUCAUGGAAAACAAUGAGAAACAACUCAACCUCGUGGAGGGGAUACUGUCUCACAGGCAAAAUCUCCCAGAUAGAGAUCUGGUGAGAUGGGCAUCUGGAGGGUUGGCCCUGCAGGGAAUUUACAAAACCAGAGACCAAAGGGGUCUGAUAGAGACGAGAGAGGAACUACUCAGUGUCCCAAAUGAGUUCUCACUCUAUGGCCCUGAGCAGGGCUCACGGAUUGAAACAAAGGAGUUUACAUCUUCUCAAGCAGAAGCCAUGUUCACCCAGACUAUAGAGAAGCUAGGCUUCAGUGCAACUACUGCAGCCAAGGGUGAAGGCUGGGGAUUUAGCCUGGAAGCUAGUGUAGAUCACAGCAAACAUUCAGAAUCUAAGAAAACCCAACAAUCACAUUCUGAGCACUCUUAUUUUUGCUCAGCCAAGUUCAGCUAUAUGCCACUGGCUUCCUGCCGCUUUCCCAUUGAUCAGCUCCAGUUAUCCAAGGCUGCUCUGCAAGAAUUGAAAUGCAUUGAAGACCUUCUGGGUCAGUGUACAGGCCCAGACAGAUUCCUCUUACUGAAGUCCAGGACAGAGGCCUUCUUCAAUAGGUUUGGUUCUCAUGCUAAUCAGGGCCCUCUGCACCUGGGAGGAAUCUACUGGUGGAAAGCCAUUUCAGAGGGUUUCCAAAGUGAGCAACUGGCAGAAGUGAAACAGCAGUCAGCAGAAGCCCUGGAUAUUUAUAUCAGGGGCAGCUACAGUGGCUUUGGAAUGCAAGUUGCUGCAGGUGUGGACAUGACAGACUCUCAUUCAAAAAUGAACUCUCAGAGCACAAGCUUCCAAAAUCUCCAAACACAAAUCCAGUUAUCUGUGGCCCAGACAGGUGGCCCACCAGAAGCAAAUGGCCUUUUCCAGUGGAAAGCUGGCCUAGUUGCCAGUAAUCAAACCUGGUGUGUCAUUGACCGGGGAAUUCAACUGGUGCCCAUUUGGGACAUCAUCAGCUCCAGCCACAGAAGUGAUUUUAAGAAUCCAUUUCAGGUAGCUGACUUCCUGAAAGAAUGCUAUACUGCUCUGACUGGCCUGACUACCCAGAUCCAGAGUGGAGAGGAAUUACUCAGUAUUGUGAAGGAGGCUAGGGUUUUCCUAGAGGAUGUGAAAUCCUGGGAGGUAUCUAAUCCUGAAGAGCAGCUUAAAAAACUGAUAAAUUUCAUGCAAAUGUUGAGUCAAAAAACAAAAGGUUAUGACACUUGGAUUAACAUAUGCCUCACAGAUGGGGACCUACAGAAUUUUCUGGUAAACACUGUCAACUUUUGCAAAAGAUCUUCCAGUUAUAAAACAGAAUUUAUUAAAUCUCAAUUGCACAGCCUUUUGGAUCCUCACAUUUAUAGUGUGACAAGCUUUCCUCAGGCUCAAUCCGUCAUGCAGUGGAUCUUCUCAUCAGAGCUGAAGAAGAAGCACGUCUACAUCUCUGAAUUUUCUGAAUUAAUUAAAAUCUUGACAGAAGCCAAAAAUGACUUCAUGGAAGCAAAGGCCAAAUCUGAGACCCCAGAAACAGUGGAAGAAGCACAAAGAAAGGCCACUUAUGAGGUCAGCCAGUCUCUACGAUGCUUCUUGAAUUACCUGCGAGAAACAGAGCGGGCAGACGUACAGCUCUUGCUACUUUCUGUUGCAGUGGGUGCAGGUUAUCACAUGGUAAAAAAUACUUUUCAGUAUCUUCUGGGAUGUGAGGAGCUGAACUUCCUGCUGCAGGAAAUGCAAACUGCCUAUGAUAAAUACCAGAAUCUCAAAAAUAUUUGCAGCUACAGGGCUCAGGCAUUCCUGCUGCUCACAGGUCUGACAGCCACUGUUGGAGUUACAGCUCUUUCUCCAAAGGAGAAAACGCAACGCUUGACACUUCUAAGACAGCACAUGGGACAAUUCUUGUCUAAAGAAGUUGAACAUGUCCUCACCAAACCUGGAGCACAUCAUGAUUGGGAAAACCUAGAGAAAGACUUGAGAUUGCUCAUUGAUGGGAAUUAUGAAGUCACCCUGUCUUCAUUGCAAAUAGAUGAUGUGAGAAAAUAUUUGCAAAGUAUCUUCCCUGAAAAGGAACCACCUCAUGAACCACAUGAUAGUGAAAGCAACAAAUUGGAGGCCAUAGAAAAUGAAGCCUUCUUAGAAUUACUCCAGAGUCUAGGUUUGGAACACUACUACCCAAAAAGGAUGAGCAGAGCUACCUUCCACCUGAUCCACAAGACUUCUGUGUAUAACACCCAGCCCAGGUCUGAGCAGGAGCUUCCCUUCUACUUCCUGCAGAAGCUAUUAAUGCUGGAUUAUGGGCUGAGAUACCUGGUCUUCAAAGACGAUGGAAACACAGAGAAGCAAGUCCAUCCAAGUGCCUCAAAUCAAAAAAAUGAGGCUUUUGAUCCAUAUGAGGACAUAUUUGAAGAGAGUGAUAGUCCCGCUAACCCUUCAGCCACUCAUCCCAGGUCCCACGUUCACCCUAUGGAUAUUCAGAUGGCAGUUCUUCACUGUACAGAUGAUUAUGCCAGACAGUAUAUUCUGUCCAAACUUGCCAUUUGUCAGUUUGCCCUCCCACUGCUUGUACCUAAUCCCUGCAAUUCUCAGAUUGAAUUCUCUCUCUGGUCUCUCAGCCAAAUUAGGAGAAGCUGGCGGCAAGCAAGGAAAUCAUCAAAAGAGAAGAACAAUUACAACAAUCAGCAGAUGUGUCGUGUCCCUACUCCCAUUGUGUCCUUUAUUAGAGUUGGAAAGGGCUUCUCUGCCUCCAAAUCUCAGAUCAUGAACUGUCUACUCAGUAAACGUAAAUAUGAUAUAUUUUUUCAUCGGCAUUGCAGGGGGAGCAGCAAAGACUGUCUCUUGAUGGAGGGUGUAGUAGAAAUCUGCUGGUAUUGUCCUGGGGGGGAAGAUGAGGACAGCUUUGACAAAUGUUUGACCUUCACCAAUCUUCAUGGAGAUGCCAAGGACCAUGAGAAGCAGCUUGCCUUCCUGCAGGAGAUCUCUUCCGUCAUUGUGGUGCUCAUGGCAACUUCUGAUGACAAUACAGAAAACCGAAAACUUGUCCGUGGCCUGUGUCAGCUACCAAAACCUUUGAUCUUUUUGCUUGAUAACAAAGAAAAAACCAUGGCCAGUACUUCUGGCCAAAGAGUGAGAAUUGGCAUCAGGAAUCGAAAUGAGGCAGAAUUAACAGAGGAGCUCAAAACUACAAUCAGAGAUUUGUUAGAGCUCUCUCGCACUGCUUUUAGCUUAGAGGAUUGUGCCCAGAUUGCACGCAGGCAAGGAUUUCUUAUUGAUGAAGACCAGAGUGACUGCAAGGAAGCCAAAGAGGAGGCAGAGAUUCUCAUGGCCCUACUAGGAGACAUGCCAAUAUCUCAGAUGAAGAAAAAAUUACUACCCCUUCAGGGACGACUGUGGCAUCAUUGGUGUAAGAAGGACAAAGAACUCUAUCAUCUGAGGGAAAAGGGAAAUCAGAGUAUUGAACAACACAAGAGUGAAAUCGAGGCAGAGAAACAAAGAAUACGAAGUCAACAAUUGAACAAAGCCUUUCCUCCCAAUGAGUUCAUGCAUUCUGUCCUUGAAAUUAUCCAAAAACGUUCAGGAAUUCAUAACAACCUCUACUUCUUACAGUGGCUGAGUGUGUUUUUGGAAAACCUGACUGCAGAUCACUUGGAAAAACUGAAUUAAAAGAAAAAGGCUUUGUGCUCCCAGGUACAAAGAGGAAAACAAAAGGUACCAGAGAAUGCCUCCCUAAAACAGUGGCAAAAUAAUAUAGAAGCUAUUUCUGCAGAGAUUAGUGACUGCACCUUGGGAAUUGAGCAGAUUCUCAGAGAAAUAGGCCAGAUGUAUGAAGCUCUGGAAGAAAUUUUUUCCACCAAAGAUACACUUUUUCUCUCCCUUCCCCAGAUUGUUGCAGAUCUAAUGAUAUCUGGUGUUCCUAUUGAGCUGAUGGAUGGGGAUGCUUCAUAUGUGCCCCUAAAGUGGGUAGCAGCUAUUUUCGACAAGGUCUCUGAGAAACUUGGAGACAAACGGCUGUUUGUUCUCUCUGUCCUUGGCCUGCAGAGCUCAGGGAAGUCCACCCUGCUGAAUGCCCUUUUCGGGCUACAGUUCGCUGUCAGUGCUGGGAGGUGUACCCGGGGAGCCUACAUGCAGCUCGUGAAGGUGGAGGAGACAUUCGCAGAGGAACUCGGCUUUGACUUUGUGCUUGUUGUGGACACAGAAGGACUUCGGGCCCCAGAACUCAGCAACAAAUCCCAGAAGCAUGACAAUGAGUUGGCAACCUUUGUUAUUGGCCUUGGAAACUUGACUCUGAUCAAUAUUUUUGGGGAAAAUCCAUCAGAAAUGCAAGAUAUUCUACAAAUAGUUGUCCAAGCCUUUCUGAGGAUGAAACAAGUAAAAAUCUUCCCAAGUUGCCUUUUUAUCCAUCAGAAUGUGGAAGAAGUUAUGGCUAAAGAACAAAAUAUGGAAGGACGAAGGCAGCUGGAACAGAGACUAGAUGAAAUGGCAGCAACAGCAGCUGAACAGGAACAGUGCUCAGAGGUAACCUGCUUUAGUGAUGUCAUUAAGUUUGAUGUCAAUACUCACGUCUACUACUUUGCUCACCUCUGGGAUGGCAAUCCUCCAACGGCCCCUCCCAAUCCUCGCUAUAGCCGCAAUGUUCAGGAACUGAAAAGCAGAAUUCUUCUGACAGCCAAACAAGAAUGUAGGGGAGGCAUCAUGAAGAUAUCAGAUAUAAAAUUCCGAGUUCAAGAUUUGUGGAGAGCCCUGGUGUGUGAGAACUUCAUUUUCAGUUUCAGGAACACACAAGAAGUCAUGGCCAUGAGCAAACUGGAAACCAUGUAUAACUCCUGGACCUGGGAGCUGAGGAGUCAUGUGCUGGGCUUGCAGAACCAGCAGAUCAACCAGAUUCAGAAUGGACUAAUCCAGACAUUCAGAAAAAGCACACUUGAGGCUCCAGUGACAGAAAAAUAUGAAGGCAUCAAGCAAGAACUUGAAAAAUAUUUUAAUGAAGAUCCAGAUAGUGAAAUACUGAUUCAGUGGAAAGCAAAUUUUGAGAAUAAGCUACUACAGCUUAAAGAGGCACUUAUUUCAGACACCCAAAAGAAAGCUAAUGAACUUAUUAGUUUUAAGAAAAGUCAAGAAAAAUUAGAUAAGAAAAAGUCAUGCUAUGAAAAGGAAUUAUUAGAAAAAAGCCGAAACUUGGCUUUAACUAUAAAAGGCACAGAACUGAGUGAGGAACAACUACAUGAGAAGUUCAAUCAGCUUUGGGAAACAUGGGUCUAUGAGGUGUCCUCAACUCUCCCUCCAGUCACAGAGCCUGACAUUGAUGUGGAUUCUGAAAACAUCCUUUUGGAGUAUUUCAAAAAGCAGACAAAUAUUUUUGUGGACAAAGUAAAGAGAAAACCCAGAGAAGAGUUUCAAGUCAAAUAUGAUGAACAUGUCCAAAUGAACAAGAAAUUUCGCAUAAUUAAAAAGCAAUUAGAGGACUAUGAUCAAACGUCUAUAGAAAGGACUACCAACCGCAUUGUUUCAAGAUUUACUGAAAUUAUAGAAAACAUUCAGAAGCAAGGGCGUGAUUACGAUCCAAGUUAUUUCCACGAAAUCCUGAGAAUAAUAGAUGGGGAAGUGAAAUCUGCACCUACUGAGGGAAAAUAUACAUUUACAAGUAAAUAUGAAAUUGACUUAUCUUUGUGUUUAUUCCAAAAAGCAUCAGAAAAUUUUAGGGAGAUGCACAGGGCAUUCAAGAAUGCACAUGAUCCGGUAAACUACCUGGAAAGCAAGAAAGAGGAUUUCUUCAUGAGUUUUAAAAUCUCGUGUCAAGGAGCAACCUCAGUCAAAACAUUUGUUGAUUUUCUGUGGCAGAAACUCACUCCUGCUGUCUCCAACACCAUAUGGGAAAAAACGGCCCCCAGAAUUGCUGGGGACAUACGAUCUACUUGCCCCGCUUUCAACGGAAACAGGGCUAACCUGGAGAAACAUAUUCUCAUCUCUCUGGCUGAAGAAGAAAUUUUUGAUAACUACUGGAGUUACCUUCACGAUUCAGAAUCAUUUUUUAGGAAUUACAUUAAAAAGCAUAUUGAAACAUAUUGUUCAGACCAGGGAAGUGAAAAAAUAAGGACUUUCUUAAAAAUAAGUUUAGAUGAUAUCAAGAAUGCCAUCCUCUCAGCUAUUCAUGAACCCAUAAUAAGAGCUGAAGAUAGAAGCAGCACUGUGUCUGAGUGGUUGGAUGUGUUCUGUGAUCAACUGGGGAGUAAUCUGAUCUUCCCACGAAAAGAUCUGAUAAGCAUUGAACACCAGGAGAUAAAAGAUAUUGAGUUUCUCAAAGAAGCUAUGAGUGAAGCUUUGGAUCCCACAAUGAAGAGAGUAGAACAGAACUGUUUGUUGGUACAAGAAAUGGUUCCGCGAAUUGAGAAAAUGCUCUCUGAACAUCUCUGUGGCUGCUGGAAACAGUGUCCCUUUUGUAGAGCAAUUUGUACAAACACAAUCCCUACACAUGAAGGAGACCACCGUGUUCCCUUCCACCGUCCUCUCGCUGUCGGUGGAUGGCAUUUUUAUAAAACAGACGACUUUGUUAUUGAUCACUGUACUAAUUUGGUAGCAAGCAAUGUUUUCUUAGUUUUGAGCGAUGACCGAGAAAUCCCAUAUAAGAACUAUCGAGAGGCAGGAGGAGACUAUGCCACGUGGAGCAUCACCCCAGACUCAUCCUCCCAGCCAUACUGGAAAUGGUUUGUCUCUCACUUCAGAUCAAACCUAGAAGCAAAAUAUCAGAGAAAAUUUAAAAACAAAUGUAAAAUCCCUGAUGCAUGGGCCCAAAUCAAAAAGCAGGAUGUACUUGAUUACUUGAAAAAACAGUAAAAUCCAAUGACCACAAAAGAGCCCCAGUAUCUGAACAAAAGAGUCCCUAUUUGGGAACCUGGACAAUCCUAAAAUACCUUCUCCUCACAAAAGGAACCCUCAUUAUUUCCUUUUUACGAAUGAAAAAUCUAAAAAUAAGUCAACUAACAUUUCAAGAGUUGAAGAUUCCCUGUGAAAAGACUUCAUUCUUCUUUGCCUCAAUUCAUUCUGGUUUAAAAACCACUUACUAAAAUAUAUGAACACAUGAUAAAAUCAAAUAAAAUCCAUUUAAAGUAUCCACAGCAAAUUUUAAACUAUUAUUCAGAAUGUUUAUAUUUUGAAAUAUAGACUGUUAUGUAAAGUCUCAGAUAAAGUCAUUUUCAUAGAAGGAAAUCAGAACCAUUGCAGACUGCUACAAAUUACUAUAGAAUAAAUAUCUGGGUAUUUCAACCAAUAUACAGUUCUUGACUGUAAGCUACCAAUAACCUUUUUUUUUUUUUAAU
This is a messenger RNA of Enhydra lutris kenyoni (northern sea otter), 8465 nucleotides long. RefSeq names its product interferon-induced very large GTPase 1-like. The record is from RefSeq and is a predicted model, not a curated record. NCBI's taxonomy places the organism in Eukaryota, Metazoa, Chordata, Mammalia, Carnivora, Mustelidae. Gene Ontology annotation, molecular function: GTP binding.